CAUGGGCGUGCUUGCCAGCUCCUUCAGCAACUUGGGGAGGCGAGGUUCUGGGCGUGUGGGAGGAGCCCUGGCUCCAGGGCUGGCUCCGCCCCCGCGCCCUCCUAUUGGGCGAGCGAGGGCGUCCUCUCAUGCCGCCUGCCUAUUGGCACGCUCGUGCAAACGCCGCGCCCCAUUGGUCUGUUCUGAUUUGGGCACCAAAUUCAAAGAUUUUAAAAGUACCAGCUGGCGCCUUUUAAGAGCUACGGCUCGGCGCAUCGUCAGGCCGUCCACCUUUUUCCUGUGGUCUCCGCCAUCUCCCCUGCAUUGGAGUCCGAGUUUUGCGGCAUGAGCCGGCGCACCUGCAGUGAUCUGCGCCGGCCGUCCUCCUGUCCCUGCGGUCUUGGCGCGCGGACUACCGUGGACGGUUGUGAAGAAGAAAGCCCUGUUCUUUCUGUUACAAUGAAGUGUUUUAAUUGCAACCCUGAGCUUUCUGAGCUUGAAGUGGUGAAGCCUGAGGACAGUGGGAUAGAAGGUUCCUACAGUCCCGUGUGUUUGGAACCUUCCUGUAAGGACUGUGUUAGAAACCAUGAGAGGUUGUCUUUCAUCGAGUCACCAAUUGUGGGACAUGAUAACAAGGAAAAUCAACGUGUACAAAACACACUAGAUAGUUCAAACGAAACAGAACUAGAGGCCAGUAGACUGUAUGAGGACAGUGGCUAUUCAUCAUUCACACAAAGUGACCGUGAUGAUGGCAUCCUUAUCCUGGAGAAUUUCAGAAACAGUCCCCAGACCCGUCUGCUGCCAUCACAUAGCCCAGACCAGCAUCCCAACAAAACCCUGCUGCCUGUCCUGCAUUUUGAAAGAGUGGUUUGCUCGACAUUAAAAAAGAAUGGCAAGCGAAACUCUAAAGUGGAUCGAGAAAUGCUGAAGGAAGUGAUUGCCAGCGGAAACUUUAGACUGCAAAAUAUAAUUGGCAAGAAAAUGGGCCUGGAACACCUAGAUAUCCUGGCUGAGCUCUCCCGGAGGGGAUUUAUACACCUGUUGGCUAAUAUUUUGACUAAGCUCAGCGGCAUGGACUUAAUAAAUCUGUCUAAAGUGAGCAGAAUUUGGAAGAAGAUCCUGGAAACCAAUAAGGGAGCGUUCCAGCUCUACAGCAAAACCAUGCAGAGAGUCAUUGAGAGCAGUAAGUUGUCACUACAUGCUACAACUAGAGGAUAUGUUGUGGGCAGAGCUGCACUAACUUCUGUUCAAAAGUCAUCAACCUGGACACCUCCCAAAAAAGAUACAUUGAAGAACAACGAAAGCCUCAAAGCCUGUGUUCGCUGUAAUUUCCCUGCAAAAUAUGACCACUAUUUAGAGCGAGCAGUCUGCAAACGGGAAAGCUGUCAAUUUGAAUAUUGUACAAAGUGUCUGUGUGCUUACCAUAACAACAAAGACUGUUUGAAUGGCAAGAUCCUAAAAGCCAGCUGUAAAGUGGGUCCUUUGCCUGGAACUAAAAAGAGUAAAAAGAACUUACAAAGAUUGUGACCUUUAAUAGAUCAACUGUAGAUCUUGGCUACUUUAAAAAGAAAAAAAAAAAAACUUCAACUUUAAUUUAAGAAAAUAAAAAUAAUUAUGCCUUUUGUAAAUAGAGAAAUUAAUUGUCCAUAAAAAUGCCAAGAUUGACUUAUGAAAAACAACCUGGAUAGAUAUCUUAGAUACUAAGAUAAAAUCGAUUGGACUUUUGGCAAGGGAGGGUUGGGGUAUUUUUUUAUGGAGUCUUGAGGAUUCGCUUUACCAGAUUUGUAUCAUACUUCUAUCAACUUGAGUCUGUCCAUUUAAAUGUUUGUCAAUGUGAG
Molecule: messenger RNA, 1817 nt
Organism: Mus caroli (Ryukyu mouse)
Lineage: Eukaryota; Metazoa; Chordata; Mammalia; Rodentia; Muridae
Source: RefSeq, a predicted model, not a curated record